AUGUUGUACACUAAUGUAACAACGAUAAAAGAUUUUUUCCUUGUUGGAUUUCCUGGACUUUUGCCAGAGUAUUAUGGACCUGUGUCAGCUCUGCUUUUUGUGGUUUUCUUGGCUAUAGCUGUUGGAAAUAUUUUUAUUUUGGUGAUUGUUAAAUCUGAAAGGUCCCUUCACAAACCAACGUAUCUUAUCUUUUGUCACCUGGCAUUAACUGACCUAAUGUUUGGCACUGUUACUCUACCAAAGAUUAUAUCAAAAUACUGGUUUAAUGACAGCAUUGUUGCUUUCUAUGGCUGUUUUGCACAAAUGUAUUUUGUUCAUUUUUUAGGUGCAACUCAUUCUUUCAUUUUGAUGGUGAUGGCUUUGGAUCGUUUUAUUGCAAUUUGUGCUCCACUGCGUUACAUAUCACUUUUCACAAAUACUACAGUUUCUGUGCUUUGUGGAAUGUCCUGGUUUAUGCCAAUUUCAUGGAUGCUUGGUGUAGUUUAUGAUGCACUAAGAAUACCUUUUUGUAAUUCAAAUGUAAUUGUUCAGUGCUACUGUGACCAUUUGUCAAUAACCAGCCUUGGAUGUCAAUAUGUUCGUGAAGUUAAAAUUGUUGCAUUAGGUCUUGCCAUGUUUAGUUUGUUAUUGCCUCUGGGUUUCAUUAUUGUGUCUUAUUUUGUCAUCAUUGUUGCUGUUUUGAGAAUGUCCUCUUCUGAUAGCCGCAUGAAGACUUUGUCUACCUGCACACCACAGCUAAUCAUCACAUGUCUCUACUAUUUGCCAAGAUGUUUUGUGUACUUGGCAAAUUUUGUGGGCUUCCAAUUCAGUCUUUCGGGUCAAAUUAUUGUUGUAAAUCUGUACAGUCUUUUACCUUCUGCUGUCAACCCAGUGAUAUACUGUUUCAAGACGAAGGACAUCAAAGAGAACUUGAAAAAGAAAUUCCUUACCUGCAAAAUUAAUAUCACCACAAAAACUGGAUAA
Messenger RNA from Melanotaenia boesemani (Boeseman's rainbowfish), 963 nucleotides. Its product is annotated as olfactory receptor 52E8-like. Lineage: Eukaryota; Metazoa; Chordata; Actinopteri; Atheriniformes; Melanotaeniidae. Gene Ontology annotation, biological process: G protein-coupled receptor signaling pathway. Gene Ontology annotation, cellular component: membrane. The coding region runs from base 1 to 963 and encodes 320 amino acids. The transcript has a single exon. The record is from RefSeq and is a predicted model, not a curated record. Gene Ontology annotation, molecular function: olfactory receptor activity; G protein-coupled receptor activity.